Saccostrea cuccullata (small rock oyster) is the source of this 1695-nucleotide messenger RNA. RefSeq lists its product as uncharacterized. The record is from RefSeq and is a predicted model, not a curated record. The transcript has a single exon. Lineage: Eukaryota; Metazoa; Mollusca; Bivalvia; Ostreida; Ostreidae. Bases 325 to 801 code for a protein of 158 amino acids.
GAAAUGGAUUAGAUCAACUUCCGGUUUUGAAAAGGUUAUGUCUUAUGAUAAACAGAUGUUUUUAAAGACAAUUUUCUUUGUUAGUUUACCGACAGGAAAUUUCUUAUAGAAGUGGAUUAUCGGCAGAAGGUGUACAGAAAGUAUUUCUUUGGUCGACGAAACCGAAGAUACAUUCUUUUGAGGAGAACGAAGGUUUUCGAAUUGUGCAUGUUAAGACGUUGAAGAAAUGGCAAGAAAUAACACGUAAGACUGGUCUAGUGAACCAAAAUUUACAAUAGUGUGCUUACAUUUAUUAUAGAUACAUUAAUAUUUUUGAAUGUGAGAAUGUCGACUACAGUUGACCGAGGCACAGCGAUGGACCAUAGUCAUCUUUUAGAGAAGGAAACGGAAGCGAGGUUGAAAUUUGAGAAAGCUUGUCAACAGAUCGCACUGUUGGAUCAGAAAAUCAAAGACUUAGAGGUCAGAUACAAACGGGCUGUAAAAAAUAAGAAAAACUCUUUCCGCUACAACCUGAGAUUGAGACUAUCUGUAGUUACAGGAGUUAAAAUGAUGUAUCAUCACCAUGCCAGCACAAAGGCAGAAGAAUUAACAAGAAUCAGAAGACAAAUUAAUAACUCUAUACAGAACUCUGAAGCAGGUCGAGACAGAGAAUCAAGAGAAAAUCUGGACUUUGUUCCUGUACGCUUGAGAAUGUCUCGAGAUAGAGAGUCUCGAUCGAGCCACAGCAGUCACAGUAGUCACAGUCACGCCAGCACAUCUGUAGAAGAAGAAGCGUUUGCUCAUCACAGCGGCGGAUGUUAGUGUACAGUAGUGCUUCAUUUUUUAAAACACAAAUACUUGUAAUACUCUUUGAUGGAAUUCAUUCUAUAUGAAAAUUUUCAAGAAAAUUUAUUUUUAAAAUUAUUUGAAUGAUUAGUGACAUAAUUAUUACCUGUAGUAUUUUACAUGUAUGUAAUUUACAUGUAUGUGCUUGGUAUUUUAAGCUGAUAAUCAACGUGGAUAAUGUUAAAUAUAUAUUUUGUUUAUUAUCCAUAAUUGUUGAAAUGAUUUUGACACCAUUGUCAAUGUUAUUGAUUUUGUUUAAAUGAAUUAAAAUUUAAAAUAUAUAUGCACGAUGUAAUUCAUUUGUUGUGUUAUAUAAUGCUGUUAAGUGUAUUGUAUCUUUUUUUUUGUCUCACAUUCUUAAAUUUUAUCUACUGGAGCUAAGAUUAUUAAAGAUUGCCAUGUUAGAUUUAAUUUUAAACAAUGAUUUUUGUUUAUGUAUAAUAAUAGGACAGUAAUGGAUGAUUUUAUAAUGGAUACAAAGAAAUAAAAUUUCUUAAUGCAAUGAAAAUUUUCAAAGUAAAUAUACAAGCUUAUGAUUCUGAGUGGUUAUUCAGAUGGUUUCUUUUAAAAGUAUAUGUACCGGUACUAGAAAUCAAGUUAUCAUCCAUAAUAUCCUGUUGCAUUUUUAAUUUUUUUUUGGUUACAUUUUAUGGAUUGAUUUUAUGCAUUAUUUAAUGUUUAUCCAUUCACAUAUUGUUUUGCAUGUUAUAAGUUUAGGAAUGCACAUAACACAAAUGGAUACUUUUGAAUUUUGUAAUUCCUUGUUCAUACAUGUUUAUCAUUUUUGAUCUUCAUGAUGUAUUUAAAUAUACAUACUUUCAUAUUAAUUGAUGAUUUACAUGAAAUUUUUAACUCCUCUUUUUAUUUUUU